Molecule: messenger RNA, 1136 nt
Organism: Drosophila innubila
Lineage: Eukaryota; Metazoa; Arthropoda; Insecta; Diptera; Drosophilidae
Gene: ZnT33D
Product: zinc transporter 2
Exons: 1
Coding region: 132-1055 (307 amino acids)
Biological process (GO): zinc ion transmembrane transport; response to zinc ion
Cellular component (GO): plasma membrane
Molecular function (GO): zinc ion transmembrane transporter activity
Source: RefSeq, a predicted model, not a curated record
CUGCUCCCAUUCGCAUACCUAUUUCGACUUCCGCUCUUACCUCUGCUCCUGAUCCUUCUCCUCUCACUCCAGCUCCUGAAGCAUCUAGAAUUGUGGCAAGUACUCACAGCACCUCCUCAUCAAUUACGCCCAUGACAAGUGAAGCCACUUUGGUUGUCCCUCUGGAGGUUCAGGAGAACGCUAUGAUUUUCUCCAAUGCUGAAGCUCUCCCAAAAGACCAUCCCACCUCGGAGCAGGCGGAGGACUCCAGUUCCGUUACAGAAUCAAUAGCAUCCGCCUUCAAACGUAUAAUGCACAAGCCAUUCAGUUUGAUAACAAGUGAAACUGGAGCUGGAGCCGAUGCCAAUGCAUCCUCGUCACAUGCCGUGAUUUUGAUGCCGCCCGAGAAGCAAGACGAAAUGCCAGAGGAACUGUAUGAGGAAAGGGAGCUGGAGCAACAGACGCAACAGGAGAAGCAAUCGGAGCAACUGAAGCAUUCGGACUCAAUGCAAACAUUGACCAUACAUGGAAGACACUCGCAUAUAACGACCACGUAUGUGGAUCAUUGUCAUCGGGAGCGCGCAGAGGGGAUUGAUAGGACGGCGGCAAGGAAACUUAUUGUUGCCUCCAUUCUGUGUGUGUUCUUCAUGACUUGUGAAAUUAUUGGCGGUGUGCUGUCCAACAGUCUGGCCAUUGCCACGGAUGCAGCGCAUCUGCUCACAGAUCUCGCGGGAUUCCUAAUCUCCCUGUUUGCCUUGUAUUUGGCUGGACGUGCAUCGACGGAACGCUUUAACUUUGGCUGGCAUCGGGCGGAGGUCAUUGGUGCGAUGAUCUCCGUUUACUUCAUCUGGUUGAUCACGGGUAUCCUGGUUUGGAUUGCUGCACAACGCAUGAUCGCGGGCUCCCAUCAAGUGGAUGCGGUCAUCAUGCUUAUCACCUCAGCUCUGGCGAUCGUUUUUAAUCUCGUUAUGGCGUUUCAAUUGUCACAUGGACAUUCCCAUGGCCAUCGCCAGAGUCACCUCAAAGUACAGUCAUCUUCUCAUCAGCUCACAACUGAGAAUCUGGCAGUAUCAUGAAUCCCACAGGAAAGGAUCAACAUCUCAUGCCAACAUCGAUCUCGGCUCAUCAGACGCAGCAGCGUAGGGAGAAUAUAAAUG